Messenger RNA from Xiphophorus maculatus (southern platyfish), 2935 nucleotides. RefSeq lists its product as uncharacterized. The transcript has 11 exons. Lineage: Eukaryota; Metazoa; Chordata; Actinopteri; Cyprinodontiformes; Poeciliidae. The coding region runs from base 1007 to 2647 and encodes 546 amino acids. The record is from RefSeq and is a predicted model, not a curated record.
UAUGGAGACUUAACUCUAGCAUAUCCAAGGGUAAAAUUAAAGAAAGGUUAAAGCAAGAAAUUCAGACAUAUAUACAGGAUAAUGACAAUGGAGAAGUUUCCCUGUAAUAUUAUGGGGUGCCUGUAAAGCUGUCUUGAGACAUCAAAAAGUUAGAAAUGUUGCCUUUAGUACUUUCUUUUCCCAAAUAUAUUAGUGUGUGUUGCAGAAUGUGUCAAUGAUGGGCACUACCUUAAAAUACUGCGUACAACUACGCUUUAUAAACUUCGGUCCAUUUGUAAUAUUUUACUGGCAGAUUUUAAGCCACAUUCAAUAUGGCGGGUACUGUGACGUAUCGCAGCAACGGUCUGCAUAUUCGUGUCUAUGCUGCAUACUCCACUAAGUUAGAAUACUUUUUAAAGUAUGACUUAUUUUUCUCUGUCCCCACGUGCAAAUGUUAAUAUAAAUACCCGGAAAGCUCCAACCACGUCACUGAAUUACCAUGGCAACGGCCUCUGGCCGAGUCUGUUUCCAACAUCUAAUAAUAACAAUAGAUUGUAUUAAAAGCCAAUUGAACUCUGAGCUUCUACCUGCAUGUUAGCCUGCCUGGUUCAACAAGGUUCGGUGAGGUUCGGUGAGGUUCGGUAGGUUUAGUUCAUGUGGGUUUUACUAACCGCUUCCUGUUGAUGGGACAUCUGGAAACCAGCUCUCCGCAACAUGACGACAGGAAUUGGAGGUGAAUCUGGUUUUGGUCUAAAUCUCCCAACCGAACCAUUAACCAAGUUCAGUCCGGUUCAAACUUUUUAUGUGGUUUAUUGUGGCUUUUAUUUUGACAGUCUUCCCCUCUUGAGUUGUUGAGUGAUAUUAUUUUGAAACCCCCGACGGAAAUAUGUUAGAAAAACUUCCGCUAGCGUUGCGCCGGUCCCAAAAAGUGCAGCCCCGAUCGGCGCGGAUAAUCCGGCUCCAGUGGACCGGGAAGCCGCCGAAAUGAGCCCGAGGAGCAGCUAGCGGACCCCGGGAAGGCUUUGAUAUGCUCUCUCGCCCGCUGACAGAGACCCACCGCAGGGGGCGUGGCCCGACAGCAGAAGCCCUGCCCACUGAUCUCCCAUUGGUCGAUGCAGACGAGGCUCCUGCAGGAGGCCCCGCCCCCCCGGCCCCUCCCUGCUGCUCCUGCGCCUCCCUCUUGCCCCGCCUCCUGGCGGCUCACCGCAUGGAGGUGCGGCGCCUCCUACGAGGAGCUUUGUCGUCUCUCGGCCGCCGUAUGGACUCUCUGGAGAGGAAGAGGAGGAAGAGGAGGAAGGACGGAGGAAGAGGAGGUCCUCCUAGUAUCACCUGCAACUCCUUCUCUUGCUCACCUGCAUCGUUGCCUCAUGUCAUCACUUCCUCUUCGUGGUCACCCUCCGCUUCAUCAGACCGUAUCAACCCAACUCCUUCCUGCAGCUUCAGCCAAUCAGAGCAGAGUAGGAGGGGCAGUGAAGGAGAGGAGGUGAGGAGGAGGAAGAGGAGGAGAAGCCAUGAAGGCUUUCUUCCUCCAGGGAAUGAGGAGGAGGAGGAAGAGGAGAGGUUUGUGGGUCAGAUGGUGGUCUCUGUCAGAGGAAGAGGAGGACCUGAGGAAGCAGAGACAGAGCCUCUCGUCCUCCAUGACUUCAACCAGAGGAAACGCAGACGAAGGGUCAGCCAAUCAGAGCAGGGCUUCAGCGUGCUGGUGAGGAAGAACGGCUACAGCUCCCAGCAUGCACUGCUUCCUCUGCAGGCGGCCGAGAUUAGCCAGACCUGUGGCCAAUCACAAGCCCUCGCUGUGCUGCCGGGACGGUGGAUGUUUUGUGACAUCAUCACGCACCCGUCCUCCAAACGGACCCACCCACAGCCAUGGCUGCAGAACCCCACCCCAGUGCUACACCUGUCUGCCGUUGCCAUGGAGACGGUGUUAGACUGGGUGAAGGGCAGAGCCUAUUGGAGUCCUCUGCGUUCUCUGAGGGACUGGACAGCACCGCCCAGUUUGGACAGCGACCACAGCUACAUAAGAAGACCGACAACCAGCUGUACAGGUUCUCUCCAGGAUCAUCACAAGCUGUGGUCCAAUCACAGUACCUGGAGCCUGUGGUUGCCAAGGCGACGAGCCUUGCCCCUAAAUUUAUGUUCAGCCAAUGGGCUGUCUGCUGCCCUCCCUGCUGACCAAUCAGCAGCGCUCUCAGAGUUUCACAGCACAAAUGUGAAGCUCAGUAAACGAGUGUCGCAGAUCAGAAUACGGCGUGCGUCGCCGCGGGAGACCCCUCUCACACCAAUGGGACUGCCCAAAGCGAAACGGUUGAAGAAGAAGGAGUUCACCCUGGAGGAGAUCUACACCAACAAGAACUACGAGGCCCCACCCAACAUCAGGAGCCUGGAAACCAUAUUUGAGGAGCCUCGGGAGAAAGAUGGAGCGCUGCUCCUGAUUGGCCAGCAGAAGCGUCGCCGGCUCCUCCUCUUCCCUGACUUCACUCAGCCCAGGAAGAGGAAGAAACCCCAAGGGCUGGGUCUUCCUGUUUCUUUGGUGCCCAGAAAACGAGCCGCAGUGCGGCGACACGUUCACGGCGGCGGGCUGGAUGACGGCAGCGACCUGGACGUGAUGCUGGUGGAGCGCCUGAGCGAACUCGAUGACUUCCUGACUCAGCAGGGCCUGGACGUAUGACAUCAUUUCCUGACAGCUGACUAAAUGGACACACCAAUGGUGACGGUGUGAGGGGGUGAAUGGAGACAUGUCUGCAGAGGCUGAGCCUUGGAUCAGGCAACACCCCCUCCGGGAGGCUCCACCCUCUACAGAUACACCUGUGGACUGCCAGUCUCUGCAGUACCCUGUAGUACUCUGCGGUACCCUGUAGUACCCUGUAGUACUCUGGAGUGUUGUGAACUGUGAUGUUUAUUUCUGAUGAAAACUGUAUUUUUGGACAAAUAAAGUAAUUUCUUGUCUGAAACAUUU